This is a messenger RNA of Physella acuta, 2112 nucleotides long. RefSeq names its product propionyl-CoA carboxylase beta chain, mitochondrial. NCBI's taxonomy places the organism in Eukaryota, Metazoa, Mollusca, Gastropoda, Physidae. The record is from RefSeq and is a predicted model, not a curated record. Gene Ontology annotation, cellular component: mitochondrion. Gene Ontology annotation, molecular function: propionyl-CoA carboxylase activity.
GCCUGUUCAGUUUUUAGAUGACCUUUGAAUUGUCAACAAUGGCUACCCUUAUUGGUUGCACUCGUACGAUCUUACGAUGUCACGGUGUUUUUCAGCACACAUUGGCCUUACGAAGCGCACGCCAAUCAACAAUGGCGAGCGUCGAGCUUACUCUUGAUGUUAAACGUCGAAUUGAAGAAGUUAGACAACGAGCACUGCUAGGGGGUGGAGAACAACGUAUACAAGUACAACAUAAAAAGGGAAAGUUAACAGCAAGAGAAAGGAUUCAACUUUUGGUUGAUGAUGAUAGUUUUAUUGAAUAUGACAUGUUCCUUGAGCAUAAUUGUGCAGACUUUGGUAUGGAAAAACAGAAAUAUCCUGGUGAUAGUGUUGUAACUGGCAGGGGUCUAAUCAAUGGCAGAACUGUUUUUGUAUUUAGUCAGGACUUCACCGUUUUUGGAGGAAGUUUGUCUGGUGCACAUGCUAAAAAAGUUUGCAAGAUAAUGGAUCAGGCAAUGUUGGUUGGUGCUCCUGUUAUUGGACUAAAUGAUUCAGGUGGUGCUAGAAUUCAAGAAGGUGUUGAGUCUUUAGCAGGCUAUGCAGAUAUAUUUCAGAGAAAUGUAGAGUCUUCAGGUGUUAUCCCUCAGAUAUCUAUGAUCAUGGGACCUUGUGCAGGUGGAGCUGUAUAUUCACCUGCUCUCACAGAUUUCACCUUUAUGGUCAAGGACUCUUCUUACCUCUUUAUAACUGGGCCUGAUGUUGUUAAGUCAGUGACCAAUGAAGAUGUGACACAAGAAGAGUUGGGUGGAGCUAAAACACAUACAACAAUUUCAGGUGUUGCACACAGAGCAUUUGAAAAUGAUGUAGAUGCUUUGAUGAAUCUGAGAGAAUUUUUCAACUACCUACCUCUAAAUAACCAGGAUCAGGCACCAAUACGAGAGUGUGAUGACCCAUGGGACAGAGUUGUGCCAGGUUUGGAUACAGUUGUGCCCCUUGAAUCUACAGCAGCCUAUGAUAUGCAUGAUGUCAUCACAGGCGUUAUUGAUGAACAAGAAUUUUUUGAGAUUAUGCCCACAUAUGCUAAAAAUAUUAUAGUUGGAUUUGCACGUAUGAAUGGUCGUACUGUAGGCAUUGUGGGUAAUCAACCAAAAGUAGCAGCUGGUUGCCUGGACAUCAAUGCAUCAGUUAAAGCUGCGAGAUUUGUCAGGUUUUGUGAUGCCUUCAACAUCCCCAUCAUCACAUUUGUUGAUGUUCCAGGCUUUCUACCAGGUACGACUCAGGAGUAUGGUGGAAUCAUUCGACAUGGAGCUAAACUCUUGUAUGCAUUUGCAGAAGCCACAGUGCCUAAAAUAACAAUCAUCACAAGAAAGGCCUAUGGUGGAGCAUACGAUGUCAUGAGCUCCAAACAUCUAAAAGGGGACAUAAACUAUGCCUGGCCCACAGCUGAAGUUGCUGUAAUGGGUGCAAAGGGUGCAGUUUCCAUCAUAUUUCGAGGCAGCAAAAACCAAAAAGACAAUGAAGAUGAAUAUAUAGAAAAGUUUGCCAAUCCAUUUCCUGCUGCUAUAAGAGGGUUUGUGGAUGACAUAAUUGAGCCCCGUACAACCAGAAUGAGAAUCAACAGAGACCUGGAUAUGUUGUCCAGCAAAACCCGGUCUAACCCAUGGAAAAAACAUGCCAACAUUCCAUUGUAAUAAAAGUUUGGAUUAGCUGUUAGAUCUGACGAGUGUCAAAUUCUACUGUAUUGAGCUGGCUUCAUGUAGUUGUAGGGUAACCUGCCUGCCCCCACCCCGUGGUGUGUGAUGCCAGUACCACCCAACAGACAGGCUUUACUGUAAAUACAUUGUUACUAUGUAUGAAUGCUAUACAAUGUGCUGUGAUUCUAAAGAUUUUUUUAUUCAUUUAAUUUGUGAGCCAGACGUUUUACUCACAUUAUGAGGGUCUGAAGUUUUGAAAUAUGUUUUAUGUGGUCAAGAUUGAUGCUUAAAUAUUGUACUCAAAUUUUAAGCAGGUGAACUUCUCUAACCAGAUAUUAGUUUACAUUUAUUUGUAAAGGUUUUGUUUGUGUGACAGUUUCUAUACAUGCUCAAUGUUAUUAUAUGUAUUGUUGCAAUAAAAUUGUGUAUCUAUUCAAUC